AUGAUGGAGAAGAUUGUGUUUUACGAGGACCGGGACUUCCAGGGAAAGUCCUACGACUGCAAAGGGAACUCGGCUGACUUGCAUGGCUUCAUACACCGAUGCAACUCAGUCAAGGUAGAGGGUGGCUGGUGGGUUAUGUACGAGCGCAACAACUACACAGGCUAUCAGUACGUCAUUGGUCCUGGGGAGUACAAUGAAUACCGCCACUGGAUGGGCUUCAAUGACUGCAUCAGAUCCUGCAGGAUCAUCAAAAACGCUAAAGGGCCAUGCAAGCUGAAACUCUUUGACCGGCCAAACUUUGACGGUCAGUCUCUGGAGCUGACAGAAAACAUGAAGUCGGUCCAAGAGAAAUGGCUCAGACCAGAAGUCCAGUCCUGCAAGGUCCUGGAGGGGUCCUGGAUUUUCUAUGAGCAUCCCAACUUCUGUGGUCGCCAGUACCUGCUGGAGAAAGGGGAGUACCGACACCACUCAGAGUGGGGAGCUCUGAAAGCGAUUGUGGGCUCCAUCAGAGGAAUCACGGAGAAAUGA
Messenger RNA from Toxotes jaculatrix (banded archerfish), 528 nucleotides. Its product is annotated as gamma-crystallin S-1-like. Gene Ontology annotation, molecular function: structural constituent of eye lens. The coding region runs from base 1 to 528 and encodes 175 amino acids. Gene Ontology annotation, biological process: lens development in camera-type eye; visual perception. The transcript is spliced from 3 exons. The record is from RefSeq and is a predicted model, not a curated record. Lineage: Eukaryota; Metazoa; Chordata; Actinopteri; Toxotidae.